Messenger RNA from Gamsiella multidivaricata, 1221 nucleotides. Its product is annotated as major facilitator superfamily domain-containing protein. NCBI's taxonomy places the organism in Eukaryota, Fungi, Mortierellomycota, Mortierellomycetes, Mortierellales, Mortierellaceae. The coding region runs from base 1 to 1221 and encodes 406 amino acids. The record is from RefSeq and is a predicted model, not a curated record. Gene Ontology annotation, molecular function: transmembrane transporter activity. Gene Ontology annotation, cellular component: fungal-type vacuole membrane. Gene Ontology annotation, biological process: transmembrane transport. The transcript is spliced from 2 exons.
AUGGACACUUCCUGGUACGGCUACGUGAUCGUCGUGUGUUCUUUUAUCAUCUACUUCAUCGUCUUCGGAACCGAGCACACAUUCGGUGUCUAUCAGGAGUUCUAUUCUUCUCCUUCAGCUGAGCCAUUCCUGCGCAACACCUCUCCACAGGACAUUGCCAUGAUCGGAACCUUGGCUACAACAUUCACGUAUCUGCUUGGAGCAUUCAGUGGCCGAUUCGCUGACCGCGCCGGAUACAGGAUUUCUGCAGUCUUGGGAGCCGUCAUCAUGGGAGCCGGACUGAUCGGUGCCAGUUUUGCAAAUAGUCUGCCGGGAUUGUACGUCAGUCAGGGUGUUGUGCUGGGAGUGGGCUCGAGUCUUGUGUACUUGCCUGCAGUGUCGUGCCCCGCCCAUUGGUUCGAGAGAUACCGUUCGAUUGCUAUCGGAAUCGUGGUCUGUGGAUCCGGCCUCGGAGGAUUGGUGCUGGGUCCAGUUACGGAGCAUUUGAUCGCCCACGUUGGUGUUCAGUGGACACUCAGGAUCCAGGGACUCUUGUGCCUGAUCGGCAUCGGUGGAUCGGGUAUGAUGCUCAAGACCAGGGUCAAGAAGGUUCCCGGGCAGUCCAAGAGGAUGCCCAUGGAUUUCACUAUUUGCAAAGAGACGCCAUUCGUCACGUUGACGGUUGCCAACUUUUUGACCUCGCUCGGAUACAUGAUUCCCUUUUUUUUCAUCUCUGUAUUUGCGGUCGACCAUGGUCAAACAGCCUCGACUGGCGCCAUUUUGAUCGGUAUUCUCAACGGUGCGUCUCUUUUGGGCCGUCUUUCGCUCGGCUUUAUCACCGAUCGCGUCGGUCGCAUCAACAUGCUCUUCAUCUGUGCUCUUAUCAGCGGCCUGAGUAUUCUCUGCAUCUGGUCUGUCGCAUCCACAAUCAAGAUCCUGCUGGUGUUCGUCAUUAUCUACGGCUUUACCUGCGGAGGUUACUUUAGUGUCAUUCCCUCGGUCAUUGCUGACAUUUACGGCCUCGAUCGCUUGACAACGGUUACUGGCCUGCUGUACGGCAGCAUUGGUUUUGGCUACUUGAUUGGAAGCCCCGUUUCAGGUGUGCUGCUUGACAUCACCAAGCCUAAUACGAGCUACAUUUACGUAGUCAUCUUCUCGGGCACUACCAUGACUUUGUCCAGUUUCGCGGUAUUUUACCUAAAAUACUGGCGCUCUAAUGGCCGCUGGUGGAUUCACGGUUAA